UGUGUGAAAAUAAAUAGAAAAAUUAGGCAACUUAAUCAGCCUUGGCAGGUGAAUAUUAGGCAGAACUUUGUUUUCCCUUUAAAUAGGAAAAGAUAGUUGCUCAAAGUGAUAAAACUACAAUCUGUGGUCGGUUAAAAAGCCCUUUAUUUUUGCUUAAUAUGCAAUAUUUUUUACUUGAUAUCUUGGACAAGCCAUAGUACAUGUAUUUGGCAGAGAGAGCUGAGUUUAAAAAAAGUCCUGCAGUGUGCCAGGAACAGAACUGGGAUAAGUAUUUGGGGCAUCCUGACUACAACACUAGAUCCACUCCUUCAACUCACAGUUCCUUGUCGCUUCAUUGUAUUGUCUUUUUUUAGCUACAGAGAGUAGUAGGUGGCUUCAGAAGAGCUAGAAAUGGGCACAUCAUCUUCAAAUUUAAUAAUCUUCAGUAUCCAAAAAAAGGUAUCCCAAAGAACUAGUAUCAGCAGACAGGUGAGAUGAGGUGUUUUGGAAGAUCUCACUUACUAGAACGACUAUUUUUAAAAAGCUCCUGAACGUCUGUGACGUGCUUGAGCUUGUCUGGAACUAGUACAUAGCCUUGCUAACAUUUCUGUUCCCUUCAGGCAAAUUCGUCACUGAUACGAAGAUUAGCACCUGUGCCUGCUUUUGUUAUCCUGGAAAAAAAUAAACAGUAAACCUAUGGGAUUGCUAGUGUCUUAAACUGACCUUUGUUUUAAGUGGCUGAUAAAGUCCUUUCUUUAGUCUAAAUGUCCUUAAUUCUUCUGAGAUUGAGCGAUUGGCCCUGACCAGGAUAACGAUACAUGAAUUGAUAUAUAAAUUAGAAAUGGUUAAGCCACGUGAUACUGGCUAGUCCCGUAGAAACCAUUCUCCUUGUUUGAAUUUAUGGGGGAAAAAGGCACAAACCUGAUUAGCCUGAACAUCAAGCUUCUUGAAGAUCCAAUAUCACUGGGUUUUAUCUGUCCAAUUUACGUUGUAUCAUCUGUUUUUUUGUAGGUAACGUAAAACCAUGAAGUCAGAGCAAACUCUGUAUCGUGUGUUCUAGGUAACUCCACAGAAAUGCAAUUGGGGCCAGCCUCUGCUCCCUAUUGGAUGGGAUCAUCCAGCAACACCAAGUGCAUACAGAUCUGCCAUCAAUGGUAGCGAAGUCCUGCGUGUAUUUGCUGCCCUAGUCAAAGCAGUGCUAACAAAAAUGUCUGCAGCCUACACCCCAGCAAAAGGGUGCACGCACCAGAGUCCUGGUUGGUGCUGGGUGCCAGAGGGAUGGUGGCAAUUCAGUUCAGCAGACAAAUGAACUGGCAUACAUUUGCUACAUAAAGACUAUGACAAAACUGCAUUUUAAUAUGUGUGAUUAACUGUCAUUUUAAUAUAUGUUAAUGGAAGUAUACACAAUUUCUUUUUCCAAAGCUUUUUGUUCUCACGGUCAGACUGUGGCGUAGCACUGUUCGAGGUCACUCUCCAUGCAGGAUGUGCAUGGAUAUUUUGCAUUUAAAAUAUAUAUUCAGUUCAAUGGAAAAAAAAAAAAAAAAAAAAGACAGAUAAUAUGUACCUUGUGAAUAAAGCAUCUACCUUGGAGCUGAGCAUGCUUCAGGUCAGCAGGCUGACAUCACAUGUUAAGUUUAUAAUCUAUUUCUUUCAGUUGUUGUUAUGCCUCUGCAGAGGAUUCCCAAGUCCCACAGAGCAGAUCCUUGUGGCCUCCCCAUCCCUACCUCAGCAGUUCUGGUCAGUGAUUUGGGCUCUGACAGGACUUCAGCAGCAGGUCCCGCUCAGCCAAAAUUCAAGCAGGGAAGCAGCGCUUUGCAGACAAAGUGUAUCUGAGAGGCUGUUUGAGCCUCUCCAGAGCAGGCCUGCCUCCUCUCCCAGGUAGUUUUAGUGCCUAUGGCACCACACCCCACUUGGAAGGCGAGGAUGUCAAACAGGUUGGCUUUCCCUCAGGGGAGCGGGUGGAGUAAGUGCAAACUGGCUCCCUUCUCACUGGCUCCCCUGCUCUCCGCCUUCGCCGCCUGGGCGAUAAAUGCGUUUCUUAGAGGGCAAGUGGCACCUACAGUGCUGCUCGUGGCUUUGCCAUAGUGGGGCCGUCUGCUUUUGUUACCUGUCCUGCACCAGACUUGUUUUUUAGGGACGUCUCUCUGUUCUGCAGUGCUUGAGUGGGAUGGUGAGGGACCUUGCUGGACAGAGCCCCUGAUUAAAAGCGUCCCCUCAAAGCUUUGCACUGCCAACAUCUAUCGGUAUCACCUGGAAAAAGUAAUCGGUGCAAUCAGAGCACUACAUAGAAGACCAUGGGGAAAUUCAGAAGAAUCCUUCUCUUGUGCCUUGGCUUUCUUCUAGUCCAUGUAAGAGGUCAACGUGACUUUGAUUUAGCUGAUGCUCUCGAUCACCCGGAUGACAUAAUUACCAGGAAGCCUACAGUGAUCAGAAGACCAACACGGCCUCUGCUGAACAAUGAUCUGCAUUUAGGAGAUGCUUUUGGUGGAGGUGACUACCCAAGACAACCUUUAUACCCACCUCUUCCACCACGACCAGGAAGCCACAGUAGUUCUGGAGGUUUUAAUGACUUGGAUCUCGUUGAUGGGAAGCCCUUACCACCGCAUAUCGCAGGAGAAGAAGAGCAUCAUUUCAAUCACGGUGGAAACACAGAUUCAGGAUUAAUAGCUGGAGUUACUUCUCCUAUAAUUUCUGCUUUUGUGAUAUUAGUUGUUGGAUCAAUAGCUGCCUACACAGCUUACAAGAACAACAAACUUUGUUUCAAACCACGUGGUGGGGCUACAGUGUAAGCUGCAGAAAUGAAAACUGUCCUCUGAUGACAGACUCCUUCAGUUGGCGACGUUCACCCCACAGAUCUGACAUUUAUUCUUCUGCUUUGUAAUUCUGACAAAAAUAUCUUCCUCUGACGAGCAUUUUGUUGAGACAUUGGAAUACUGUUCUCUUUGACCUGUUGUUACUCUUACAUCGUGAGCUUUACAUCAUCAAAUAUGUACUUAAAAUGUCCAGGAAUAGUACUGCACUAUUUGAGGUGUAUUCAUAAAUGCUGGAUAAGUAUUUUGAUUCAGAAGUUAUUUUAAAUAACAUAGAAAUCAAGUUUAAGAUGAGCUUAAAAUUUAAUUUAAAUGUUUUGGCUUUGAACAUUUGAGUCUAGAACAAUUUUGUCCCCAAUUUAGCCAAAAUACUUAAUCUUUCUGAUAGAAUAGAAAUAAGGAAAUUGCCAUUUCCAUUCAUACAUUUUGGAUUUCUUCAGCAUAUUUCUGUGUUGUCUGUAAUAUUUAAGGAAAACUUGAAGUAGUAUAGAGGAUUAAGAAUUUUAAUGCCUUUAUUUUGUAUCUUAUGCCUGAAUUCUUGCAAAGUAGAAAGAGCUAUAGAUGGAAAAUUCAUUCUUAAUUUUGAUAUACAUCAUGAAAAUAAAAGAAAAAUGCCUUGAUGAACCACUGUUUAAAAUAACAAAAAACAAGCUGAUUUUAUUUAUUUAUUUAUUAUUGUAAUGGUACUUAGCUCUUCUCAGGAACUAGAACCUGCCAUAAAUUAUGUUUAUCAUUUAUCUGCCUGCUCUAGGAGCCUAUGAAGGCAAUCUGGCUUUUUGUUUUUUACUUUUUUCUUUUUUUUUUUUUUUUUUUAAGAACCAUAUUAUUAAUAAUUUCUGAAAGGAACACUAUGUUCAAAGGUUUUGGAAUAAUUUAGAACCAGUCUGUGUCACUUUGUCCUAUAAAAUCUAAGUCACACCAACUUUUAAAUUUCAUACAUAUCCUUUAGUAGAGAUGUGGUUGAUACAUACAAUUUCACUAGCAAUGCUGUUUCAUCUUUUCCCCUUCAUUCCUGAUCAACCUUACUGUGUUAAUAAAUAUUCUUACAUAGACAAAGAUAUCAACAAAAACUAACGCUUUCCAGUUUCUCUGUCUUCAUGUAGCUAACUGAAUCAAAAUACUACUAAAUGAAUGAAAAGUAGAUGAAAACUGGCAAAACUAGUAGUUUACUGACAUAAUUCUACAGUACAGAUAUUUUAGCUAACUUAAAAGCAUAGAGGAAAUCCAUGUGUUUUUGUCUUCAUCUUAUAUGCAAAGGAUGCUUUUUCUUACUAAAAUUGCAUGUAGAUUGCAUAAACAUGAUUUUGUGUUUGUUAAAUUGUUGAGAGAAAGAUGUCAUCUGAAAAAGUACACUUUUUGUAAAAUAAAAUACUAUUUUGUCUAUGUUAUACUUGAAAUUGUUAUGUUGCUGAGGAGAUUACCAAAAUCUUUAUUUUGAUCCUAAAAGUAAGAAAUUAUAAUGUACAUCAGUUUAAAUACAGAAACACCUUGACAACACACAAAGGAAUGAGUAAUUCUGUGGCUAUCACUUUCAACUUAUGAAUGGUAACAUAUUUUAAUAUGGUUUUCAAGUACACAUGCUAUUUCUUUAAAAAUACCGAUUUGCCAUGUUAAUGUUUAUUAAAAAAUUAUAUAUGUUUUUCAAGCUAGACAAAUUUUUGAUUAACAAAAUGUUAUAACAUUUUCUACUUUUGAUGUCAGCUGCUUGUUAACAAUAAAAAUAUGUAUUUUCCUUCUUUCUCUUGAAAAUUUUCAAUAAACACAUACAGUGUUUUACCUAA
Molecule: messenger RNA, 4570 nt
Organism: Anas platyrhynchos (mallard)
Lineage: Eukaryota; Metazoa; Chordata; Aves; Anseriformes; Anatidae
Product: Xg glycoprotein (Xg blood group)
Biological process (GO): positive regulation of neutrophil extravasation; T cell extravasation; homotypic cell-cell adhesion
Cellular component (GO): plasma membrane
Source: RefSeq, a predicted model, not a curated record